AUGAAACCUUCCAGAAUCUCAUUAAAGUCAGUUAGGCCACCAUUACCAAAGGCUACUGUCAAGCCAUAUCAAUUCCCUCCUUUAGCAUCUAUUAAAGCCGUAGACUUGCCAAAUAAUGGCUUUGGAAUCAAUAAUUAUUCUAUUUGCAAAACCAAAUAUGGACAUUGGCCAGUAUAUAAGAAGGUUCAAAAUACUAAGGUGACCACAGAAAUUAAGAGAAUAAGGGGUGAUGUUGAACAGUUUAAAAAUGAUUUAUUACAAGCACAUCCAGAAUUAAAGCCGGAAAAUGUCAUGGUGAACAAAGUGGCCGGUUAUGUUAAUGUGAAAGGUGACGUGGUCGAAGAUAUUAAACAAAUUUUCACUGAAAAUAUAAAAACCGUAUAA
Molecule: messenger RNA, 384 nt
Organism: Debaryomyces tyrocola
Lineage: Eukaryota; Fungi; Ascomycota; Pichiomycetes; Serinales; Debaryomycetaceae
Source: the annotation of a GenBank genome assembly